Molecule: messenger RNA, 546 nt
Organism: Penicillium brevicompactum
Lineage: Eukaryota; Fungi; Ascomycota; Eurotiomycetes; Eurotiales; Aspergillaceae
Product: putative GPI anchored cell wall protein
Exons: 3
Coding region: 1-546 (181 amino acids)
Source: RefSeq, a predicted model, not a curated record
AUGUUGUUCAACAAGUCCAUCUUCGCCGUCGCCGUCAUGGCCCUCGCCAACGUCGUGGCCGCAGGCACCAACUCCGACCCCGUCUCCGCCUGUCUCCUCAAGAUCAUUGGUGGCACCGACAACCCCGGCGACACCAAGGCUAUCUGUGGCACCGAUGCUAGCAAGAUCCAGUCGCAAAUCUCCAAGGACUGCGGCGACAAGGACGUGAAGUUCUUCAUCAACAACUGCGCCGAACUUGGCCACAAAGUUGAGUCCUCUAGCACCACCGCUGAGAAGACUGCCACCGGCACUUCUGGCUCCUCUACCGCCACUGGUUUCGUCACCGCUGCCUCCUCCGGUUCCUCGGCCACCCAGACUGGCUCCUCCGCUGGCUCUACUGGCACCUCUAGCUCCGGCUCUGCUUCUAGCUCCGGCUCUGGCUCUAGCACUGGCUCUGCUGGCGGAUCGUCUCCUUCUCCUACUUUCAACGCCGCUGCAUCUGAUCGCAAGUUCGAUGCUACCACCUUUGCUGCUGCGGUCUUCAUUGGCGCUGCCGCUUUGCUGUAA